CGGAACCGGAGCGCGACUGACUGGGACUGAUCCCCCGCGGGCACCCGUACCGGGCAGCGGAGCCGGAGCCAGCCUGACCCCCGCCGGCCCCCGUAGCCGGCCCCGCCAUGGCGCCGCGCGACUACGCUGCCGAGAAGGAUAAGGUGAAGCGCUUCCUGCAGGAGUUUUACCGCGAUGGCGACCAGGGCAAGGAGUUCCCGUACCGGGACCAGCUGGCCGCGCUGGCGCACCGCGAGCAGGUGGCCCUGUACGUGGCCCUGGACGACGUGGCCGAGGACGAGCCCGAGCUGGCGGAGGCCGUUUGCGAGAACGCCAAGCGCUACAGCCGCCUCUUCGCCGACGCCGUCCACGAGCUGCUGCCCCAGUACAAGGAGCGCGAGGUCACCCGCAAGGACGUGCUGGACGUCUACAUCGAGCACCGGCUGCUGCUGGAGCAGCGGGGCCGCGACGCCGGCGACACCCGCGACCCCCAGAACCAGUAUCCGCCCGAGCUGCUGCGCCGCUUCGAGCUCUACUUCAAGGCCCCGUCGACGGCCAAGGCCCGGGUGAUCCGCGACGUCAAGGCCGACUCCAUCGGGAAGCUGGUGACCGUCCGCGGCAUCGUCACCCGCGUCACCGAGGUCAAACCCAUGAUGGUGGUGGCCACCUACAGCUGCGACCAGUGCGGAGCCGAGACCUACCAGCCGAUCCAGUCGCCCACCUUCAUGCCGCUCAUCAUGUGCCCGAGCCGGGAGUGCCAGACGAACCGCUCCGGCGGCCGCCUCUACCUGCAGAGCCGCGGCUCCAAGUUCGUCAAGUUCCAGGAGCUGAAGAUGCAGGAGCACACCGACCAGGUGCCCGUGGGGCACCUCCCGCGCUCCCUCAGCGUGGCCGUGCACGGCGAGAACACCCGCCUGGCGCAGCCCGGCGACCACGUCAGCGUCACCGGCGUCUUCCUCCCGCUGCUGAAGAGCGGCUUCCGCCAGAUGGCCCAGGGGCUGCUCUCCGAGACCUACCUGGAGGCUCAUCGCAUCGUGAAGAUGAACAAGAGCGAGGAGGACGAGGCGGGCGCCGGGGAGCUCACCGAGGAGGAGCUCCGGCAGAUCACAGAGGAAGACUUCUACGACAAGCUGGCUUCCUCCAUCGCCCCCGAGAUCUACGGCCACGAGGACGUGAAGAAGGCGCUGCUGCUGCUGCUGGUGGGCGGCGUGGACCGGAGCCCCCACGGCAUGAAGAUCCGAGGAAACAUCAAUAUUUGCCUCAUGGGGGACCCCGGCGUGGCCAAAUCGCAGCUCCUGUCCUACAUCGACCGCCUGGCGCCCCGCAGCCAGUACACGACGGGCCGGGGCUCGUCGGGCGUGGGGCUGACGGCGGCGGUGCUGCGCGACCCGCUGACGGGGGAGCUGGCGCUGGAGGGCGGCGCGCUGGUGCUGGCCGACCGCGGCGUCUGCUGCAUCGACGAGUUCGACAAGAUGCUGGAGGCGGAUCGCACGGCCAUCCACGAGGUGAUGGAGCAGCAGAGCAUCUCCAUCGCCAAGGCGGGCGUGCUGGCCACCCUCAACGCCCGCUGCGCCAUCCUGGCCGCCGCCAACCCCGCCUACGGCCGCUACAACCCCAAGCGCAGCCUGGAGCACAACAUCCAGCUGCCCGCCGCCCUCCUGUCCCGCUUCGACCUGCUCUGGCUCAUCCAGGACCGCCCCGACCGCGAUAACGACCUGCGCCUGGCCCAGCACAUCACCUACGUGCACCAGCACAGCCGGCAGCCGCCCUGCUCCUUCCAGCAGCUCGACAUGAAGCUCAUGAGGCGCUACAUCGCCACGUGCAAGCGGAAGCAGCCGGCGGUGCCCGAGGCGCUGGCCGACUACAUCACGGCCGCCUACGUGGAGAUGCGCAAGGAGGCCUGGGCCAGCCAGGACACGACCUACACCUCGGCCCGCACCCUGCUCGGCGUCCUGCGCCUGGCCACGGCCCUGGCCCGGCUGCGGCUGGUGGACGUGGUGGAGAAGGAGGACGUGAACGAGGCCAUCCGGCUCAUGGAGAUGUCCAAGGACUCGCUGCUGGGGGACAAGGGACAGCACAGCCGGGCGCAGCGGCCGGCGGACGCCAUCUUCGCGGCGGUGCGGGAGCUGGCGGGCGGGCAGGGCCGGGCCGUGCGCUACGCCGAGGCCCUGCAGCGCUGCCUGGCCAAGGGCUUCACCGCGGCGCAGGUGGCCGCGGCGCUCGCCGAGUACGAGGAGCUCAACGUGCUGCAGGUGAACCCGGCCCGCACCCGCAUCACCUUCGUGUGACGCCGCGACGUCCCCCGUGUCACCCUCACGGGACGCUCCCCGCUCCCUGCACCCCCUCUGACGCCGGGACGGUGCCUCCAUCACCUUCGUGUGACGCCGCGACGUCCCCCGUGUCACCCUCAUGGGAUGCUCCCCGCUCCCUGCACCCCCUCUGACGCUGGGACGGUGCCUCCAUCACCUUUGGGUGACACGGGGACGUCCCCUGCGUCACUGUCAUGGAUGCUCCCCGCACCCGGCACCCCCUCUGAUGCCACGACGGUGCCUCUGUCACCUUCGGGUGACACCGUGUCACUGUUACGGGACACUUCCUGCUCCCCACACCCCCUCUGAUGCCAGGACGGUGCUUCUAUCACCUUCGGGUGACACGAGGAUGUCCCCAUGUCACCGUCGUGGGACGCUCUCCGCUUCCUGCACCCCCUCUGACACCGGGACAAUGCCUCUGUCACCUUCGGGUGACACGGGGACCCUGCGUCACCCUUACAGGACGCUCCCCACAUCCCCUCUGACACCAGGAUGGUGCCUCUGUCACCUUCGUGUGAUGUGGGGACGUCACUGUUACGGGACGCUCCCCGCACCCCCCCUCUGACGCAGCGACGGUGCCUCCAUCGCCUUCGGGUGACGCCGCGUCACCGUUACGGGACGCUCCCCGCUCCCCGCACCCCCUCUGACGCCGCGACGGUGCCCGUCACCUUCGGGUGACGCGGGGACACGCAGCGCUGUCCCCUGCGCGGGGCGGAACGAGCUCUGGCUCCGUCCCGCGGCACUUAACCGUGUCCCCGUCCCCUCCCGCUGCUUUUAGCCCAGUUUCUCUCAUUACAUGUUUCUUGUUAAUUAAAAACCUGUUUCUCACUGA
Molecule: messenger RNA, 3120 nt
Organism: Dromaius novaehollandiae (emu)
Lineage: Eukaryota; Metazoa; Chordata; Aves; Casuariiformes; Dromaiidae
Gene: MCM7
Product: minichromosome maintenance complex component 7
Exons: 15
Coding region: 108-2267 (719 amino acids)
Biological process (GO): DNA strand elongation involved in DNA replication; double-strand break repair via break-induced replication; DNA replication initiation
Cellular component (GO): MCM complex; nucleus
Molecular function (GO): ATP binding; single-stranded DNA binding; ATP hydrolysis activity
Source: RefSeq, a predicted model, not a curated record